CAAAUCCACGAUCGCCGCUCGCUGAUUGGCUCAUAUUUCUGAGGCCGCGCCCACCUCGCCGGUGCGUCAAGCGACGUCACGAAACCGCAAAAACUGACACGUCAUAGUGACGUUUACGCACUACUUAUGCUAAAUUAUGCCGAUCAAAACAGGAAACAUCGCGGAAUCACCGGCGAGUGACCCUUUCCGUUUGGAAUCAAAAAUGGCGGCGUUCUUGCUGGUGCUGGCGGCGGCGGCUCGUCAGCUCGGGCGGAGGCGCGGAAGGAGGGAGGCCGAGGACGCGUUUGACAUGCCAGACGACGUGUUUCGGCAGCACUUUCGUCUGAGGAAGGAAACUGUGCGGUGGCUGUGCGACGAAGUGGCGGAGGAGCUCGGAGGCGUGCGAUCAACAGCGCUGUCGGUGGAGCGACAAGUGUUGUGCGCGUUGCGUUUUUUCGCGACGGGCAGCUUUCAGGGGUCCGUUGGGAGCGAGGAGACGACUGGCGUGACGCAGCCUGCGGUCAGCAAGUGCGUGCGACGCGUGGCGGAGGCAAUCGUCCACGCCGGGACUCGCAACAAGUGGGUCCACUACCCGAGGACGUCGGAGGAAAAGGCGGCCGUGAAAGAAGGGUUCCUUCGACGCGGCGGCAUUCCCGGCGUCAUCGGCUGCGUGGACGGCAGCCUUAUUGACAUCAUCGCACCGAAGGGCAACAACAAGGCGGCAUACAUGUGCCGCAAAGGCUUCUAUGCCCUUAACAGCAUGUUCAUUUGCGACGCAGGCAUGCGGAUUCUGGCCGUCGACGCUCUGCGACCGGGGUCGGAUCACGACGCACACGUCUGGAGAACGACGUGGUUGCGUCGUCGUUUCCAGGAGGGACACAUUGCCAAGGCCGGCGAGCACCUCCUCGGUGACAGCGGCUACUCCCUGGAACCAUGGCUCCUGACUCCGGUCCCAGGCCAUCCUCCCGCUCACACUGCAGAAGGCAGGUACAACACUGCACACGCUUCCAUGCGGUCCGUAGUGGAACGCUGCAUUGGACUUCUGAAGAGCCGCUUCCGCUGCCUUCAGAGGUACCGUGCCCUCCACUAUGAACCAGACCGCGCAGCCAACAUCGUUGCAGCGUGUGCAGUGUUGCACAAUUUGUGUCUUGAUGAAGGUGACAGUGCGUUUGAUGAGGUUGAUGAUGAUGAGAGCAGCAACAGCAGCAGUGACGAUGCAAACGGUGGCCCCCUCCCACUUGUAGUUCCCUGAGCGAGGGCAGCACGCAUAAUGUACCUGAAAGGAUGUGCUGCCCGUGACAAUGUAAUUACAUUAUUCGGAACCACACGACAGCAGCACCAGCACUACCUGCGAAGGGUGCGAAGGCGGCUGCGUCGGCAGCAGCACCGACAGCAGCAGUAAACGUGCCUGCAGUGUCAGGCACAUAUGCCUAAUAAAGAGAAGGAACCAACGUGAAGGCGUAUUGGCAUGAGUUGAUAGCGUGGUGUUUUUUUUAUAGAAUCUGCUAAAUUACCACCAUUGCUUUCACAUAGCGUGUACCAAUGAGCUGUCGCAACUGGAGAUUAUUGCAUCAUUCCACUGUGACACUACUUAGUAGCUGUGGAUAGACAACGUUGUGGUCAUUAGCAGAAUGUCGUAGCCACUUCUCUGGGCAGCAGGAGUUUGCUAGUUGAAUUGCUGCUGUUGCUGUUGCUACUGUCGUCUUGAUGCAUUUAUCUACUGGCAUCACCGCCACUGUCACCGCCGUCUGCACUGUGCAUGGGAGGAUAUUGGACUUCGUCUCCUCGCUUCCUGCUUGGGCCGCAGCAAAGCACACUUUUCGCUCCAUCAUAUGUACUGUUCUUGCACACCUUGCAGGCCCCACACAGCUU
Messenger RNA from Dermacentor silvarum, 1851 nucleotides. Its product is annotated as putative nuclease HARBI1. The transcript has 3 exons. The coding region runs from base 137 to 1231 and encodes 364 amino acids. Lineage: Eukaryota; Metazoa; Arthropoda; Arachnida; Ixodida; Ixodidae. The record is from RefSeq and is a predicted model, not a curated record.